Messenger RNA from Melozone crissalis (California towhee), 10215 nucleotides. It is a transcript of the gene GALNT15, whose product is annotated as polypeptide N-acetylgalactosaminyltransferase 15. NCBI's taxonomy places the organism in Eukaryota, Metazoa, Chordata, Aves, Passeriformes, Passerellidae. Bases 506 to 2422 code for a protein of 638 amino acids. Gene Ontology annotation, cellular component: Golgi apparatus. The record is from RefSeq and is a predicted model, not a curated record. The transcript is spliced from 11 exons.
GAUUUCUUUUCUAAUACAACAUUCUGCUUCUUGUAUGUCACCUCUUACAGCUUUUGCAAAGUUUUGAUUUGAUAGGACAAGCACAGUGAGGGCAUUAGGACCGAGAGAAAGACGCACACAUUGCUCUGUAUUAUGUCUGGCAAAGUGCUUCCUGACUGAGUGCCGUAGUUAUGUGUGAAACAAAGUCAGGGACCGACUACUUCUCAUCUGUUGAUCACAGUUAACUUGAAGCCUCUGAACGGGGGAGAGCUGUCAGAUCUGCUUUCUGAGAUACAGUGCUUCAAUCCAGGCAGCAAUUGGAAACUUUGAAGAAGCAGAAUCUACCCUUGAAAGAAACUAUGAGAAAUGGGAUUUCUUUCAACUUAGAAUUUUAAAAGGGAAAAAAAAAUCAAAGCUUUAGCUACUCUUUCAAUCAGCAAAGCAUGCACUUUCCUAACUAAGCUGGGACUCCGCAUAAUAAAGGAUCUACUUUAUCUCGCUGGAUCCAUGCUACAUCUUACUACAUAUGUUCUUGAGGAAGAAGUGCAGAUAUGGAUCACGUAAGCUGCAGUUUCUCUUGUUGUUUCUGAUCCUGGGGUUUUUACUACUGAUGGUUACAACGCUGAAUCCACCACCCAGCAACCAGAGCAAGGAAGGGACUUUCCAGCCUGUGGAGUUCAACCCCCGGGAAGGGUAUCAGCUGGACUUUGUGGAGACCCAAGAGAUGCUGGAAACCCAGGAGGAGAGCCAGCAGUAUUACCCUCUGGAUGGUCUAUCGCCUUUCAUCUCCCUGCGGGAGGAUGAGUUGAUCAUGGCCGUCGUGUCGCCCACCGGCAAAAGGAACCACAGCCGGGCCAGGAAGGGCUAUCGCGUGGUGAAGCAGCAAGGCAGGCGGCCGGAGGGGAAGGCAGAGGGGGGCCCCGAGUCCCAGCCGCUGUCCGUGCCCCUGCAGGACGGGCAAGGGGCUGCGGCGGGGGAGCGGCCGCUCGGCCUGGAAACGCACGGCUUUAACGAGGCGCUCAGCGAGCGGAUCGCGCUGCGCCGGGACCUGCCUGAGGUACGACACCCGUUGUGCCUACAGCAAAAAUAUGACUCCAGUCUGCCUACUGCUAGUGUCAUCAUCUGUUUCCAUGAUGAAGCCUGGUCUACUCUGCUGAGAACUGUGCACAGCAUUAUGGAUACAGCCCCAAAGGCCUUCCUCAAGGAUAUCAUCCUAGUUGACGAUCUCAGCCAGCAAGGGCCCCUGAAGGCAGCUCUGAGUGAACACAUCUCUAAGCUGGACGGUGUGAAGCUCAUCCGGAGCAACAAGAGGCUUGGAGUCAUCCGCGGUCGGAUGCUGGGAGCCGCGCGCGCCGCCGGGGACGUGCUCAUCUUCAUGGAUUCCCACUGCGAGUGCCAGAAGGGCUGGCUGGAGCCCCUGCUGGCCAGGCUCUCCAGCAGCCGAAACAGUGUCAUCUCCCCUGUCAUAGAUGUCAUAGACUGGAAGACCUUUCAGUACUAUCACUCUGUGGGCUUGCAUCGAGGUGUUUUUGAUUGGAAAUUAGAUUUUCAUUGGGAACCAGUGCCAGAGCAUGAAGAGAAGGUACGACAGUCUCCCAUCAGCCCUAUCAGGAGUCCUGCAGUAGCUGGUGCAGUGGUGGCCAUGGAUCGACAUUACUUCCAAAAUACUGGAGCUUAUGAUUCUGACAUGACCAUGUGGGGAGCAGAAAACCUGGAACUAUCCAUUAGGACCUGGCUCUGUGGUGGCUCUGUAGAAAUUAUCCCAUGCUCCCGAGUUGGGCACGUCUAUCGAAAUCACUUCCCCCGCGCUUUCUCCUAUGAAGAGGCCAUUGUGAGGAACAAAAUCCGGAUAGCAGAGACCUGGCUGGGUUCCUUUAAAGAGAACUUCUACAAGCAUGACACAGUGGCUUUCUUAAUCAGCAAGGCAGAGAAGCCAGACUGCAGCGAGCGCCUUCAGCUACAGAAGAGACUGGGCUGUAGAAAUUUCCAGUGGUUUCUAUCAAAUGUGUACCCUGAACUCUCCCAAUCUGGAGACACACCAAGAUUCUCUGGCAAGCUUUACAAUACUGGUGUUGGCUUCUGUGCAGAUUACAGGCCUGGAAGAGCUACUGCAGAAGGGUCUAUUGAGCUCUCCCCUUGCAGUGACAGUCCCACCCAGCACUUUGAAUAUAACAUGAAGGAAAUCUUGCUUGGUUCUGCUCCACGGCUUUGCUUUGAUGUCAGACACGGGAAGGUUAUCCCUCAAAACUGUACAAAGGAGACAGACAACAGCAACCAGCACUGGGAUGUCCAGGAGAAUGGAAUGAUUGUCCAUAUCCUUUCUGGCAAAUGCAUAGAGGCAGCAAAGAGUGAAGAUGAGAAGGACUUGUUUCUGUCUGCAUGUAACAAGAACACAAAUCAGGUGUGGCAAUUUGAGCGUUCCCAUGGGCUGCGUCAGAGGUGACUGGCAGGUCUCUGCAGAGGUCAAGUCUCCAAAGUUUAACAUUACUUCUGCUUGGGAUUUAAGAUGCAUUUCCUGCAAGGACAAGAAAGCUGUUUGUGUUUGCUGUAGCAUGCAGGGAAGUCAGGAAUUUCUCUUGUUUAAAAGCCUGGCUCCUGGUUAACCCAGCUCUAGCUAAAACCUCUAUUUAUUCUGUGAAGCAGGGAACAGAGAGAUUGUGAGAAUCAAUAAAUUCUCAACUCUGCUAUUUCAGAAGACACUUAAGUUUGCCCUUUGAUGGAAACAUGGAAAAUUGGCUGCCAGACAGCUUGUCUUCAGUAUAUGCUGUGACUUCUCAGGGUACAGGAAAAAAAGUGAGAUUUUUGAAACUGUAAGAGGAAGCCAGCUAAACCAGGACAGGAGUUUAGCCUUGUUUUACAGUGCCCUCGACUCAUAUAAAACAAAAUAGGUUUUGUAUGUAUGAAAUUAAUAGAUGUUUCCACAUGUAAUGGCAAAAAUUUUGUUUUCCAAUUAACCUGAGCCAAAUUUCUACUCUCUGUGAGAUUACACAGAGCAUAAAUUAACACUUAAUUAGGCACUAAUUGCUCUAAUUGACUUGGACUACUAACAGUCCUCAGUGUUUGGCACACCCUUCCUUAAAUCCUUAUCCACAGUCUAAUUUGGAUGGCAGAAUGAGACUGAAAUAUUAACAAUUUUUUUUGUUGUUGUUUUAAUUAUAUUUAAGGACAACUCCUCAGGAAACUUUUGUGCUACUAAGGAGGGUAACAACUUCUCUGCUUAUUUGGGAAUAGAAAGAAUCGGUGGCAUCCAUUUGCUCUUGUAAAGCCAUGGCAUGAGCUUACUAUUAUUAUUAUUAUUAUUACUAUUAUUAUUAUUACUAUUAUUAUUGCAGUAACAGAAGUGCUGGCUGAAAACAGCAAGUGAAGGGAAACAGCCAGUUUCAACAGUGGCUACCUAGGAAGAAAAUACUGGUUUGCUUCCAUUUGCUUGCAGCCUGAGUUAAGUCUUUCAAGCUGUCAGUUUUAGCCAAGAAGAUUGUAUAUAUUCUUGCUGUCGAGGGUCUUCAAGAUGUUCCUGAAAAGAACAAAUUUUCUAAAGAAGCUUCUUCUGUAGAGCCUGCAUUGCUGCUGACCUGCUGUCAUUCAAAGGAGUGAAUGAGAGAUGAGGUUAAAUAACAAGAAUGGUCCCAAGCAAACUUAGCCAAGCAAACUUCCACUGCAGUAUCUCAUUAGGGUACUUUCCUUUUUGAAGGUAAAGUCAAUGAUGACACUUCCCAAGAGCCUGCUAAGAAAGAAGAACAAAGAUUUGGGAGUCUUCCCACAUCAACACCACAUCUGAUUUGUAGUAUAGAUCAAUGAUAAUCCUAUGUACAUAUUAAAGGGGAAGGACAUCUUUAAUGAAAAUCACUUAGGUUUUGCAUUAUUUUCAAGAGACAGAAAAUUGUGGGGUUUUUUUAAAUGCACAGCACAUUGUUUAAACUUCAGAGAAAGGAAGGAGUAACAGAUUAUUCUGCUUGGAGCCUUCCAGUUACCUGCUCUCAGUAAAUCAUAAUAAAUUGGUAUCAAGCAUAUAAAAUUGGUUACAACAGAGGACAUGAAGAGUAUUCUCUGUUGUGUUGUCCAAAACAUCUCCCAGUGUCUAAUUCUCUGUCUACUUUGAGUGCUAAAGAUUUCACACUGUGUUCAGGCAUCACUCCAAUCAUCUUGAUUACCACUUAUGCUUUCUUUGAUAGCAUCAGAAUCUAUUACUAUUUCUGCUGUGUCAUUUAAAAUUUCCUGUGACAUUCUGGAAAAUGCUUUAAUUUUCAGCUAAGAUGAUGAUAGCAACCUCUUCCAGAACACAAGUGAUACCUGACCAUUGCCCAAAUCUAGGGUGAGAAAAGAGAAUUUUUUAAAUUGCAUAAAUGCUGUUUUAAUGACAUGUGAUGCCUUUAUUUUAAAUUAUGACUAUGCCAGGUUUUUAAAUUAUGUAUUAUUUAUUAUAUUUUGGACACUAAACUGGGAAUAUAAUUCCUUCAGAAUUUAGGUAAAUGUUAAAAAAUGUGUAUACAAAUAUGGUAAUUGACCACAAGUGAUAUUUAUCUCAAAGAAGAAUGAAAAUAUAUUGGUUUAGAGAGGAAAUGUUUGGAAUUUCAGAGACAUGGACAUCUUCAUUUAUACUACUUUUUAACAUAGUGUUAAAAACCUAGAAAAGAAGGUUUGCUGUAGAUAUAUGUACCAUAUAAAAAUAUGUUACCUAAUACCUCUUCAAAAGAUAAAAUUAAAACCUAUGGUGCAGUACCAUUUAGGAAAUAAUUGUCAAUGCACUUGUUUCACUUAGUAACAGAGUAAAUGUGUGUUUGGUUUCCAAGGGAACUGAAUUCCAGAGCAUGAGCCAGAAGGGGAUGUGGAUUGUGGAGCACACUUCCCUCUAAUAUCAACAUAACUUAGUACACACAAAUUAAAAAAAAACCAAAGGGAAAGCAUCUAUCCCUGUUGUUCCUACUUUCCUUCCUAUAUGGCUUUUAACUGGAUUGGUUGGUUUUACCAAUAUUGUUUCCUCAUGGUGGCCAUUCAGACUUUGCCCCUGUGGUUACAUCCAGCAGAUAAACUCUUCUCCUCAUGGAAUUGGGCUCAACAAAGAGUGGUGGCUAAGCAUGCUGGUAUGUUUUCCUCAUGUUUACCCAUCUUUCAUGCAAAACUAGCACACAAUGAUGCUUUGAGCACCACAAAACAUAGAAUUACUUUCAGUUGUCUAUUUAGACAUGGUCAACAUUUCAGGUUCCACUAACUCCUGUGACAGGAGAAAAAUGUAAGGACAAAAUGUUUCAUGCAAGAAUGAAGCAGUUUAAACUUUGAAAGCUUCCAAAGCCUCAGGCAAGAGCAAAGGAAUUCCAGCAUAACACAAAUAAAUACCUUAUAAUGUAACUCCACCUGUUUCUUUGAAUUUCACAAUCCAGGCACAGUGCUUUGAGCCAAACCCACCCAUGAAGCUGAGUUAAAAGGUCAGAUUCAGAACAGGUCACCUUUUGGUUGAUAGCACUUACUAAACAACCUAGUUUAUUCCUCUCCCAGCUCAUGGAAAAUGGAAGAAAAUAAAGCCUUGAAAUGCUAUUCAGAGUACUUUUAAAGCAAGUCUCAGUUGAUGCAGUUGGUGUUGGCUGCAGGCUGGGCUUUGUCCUGUUAGUGAGGUGCCAUCAGUGGCACAGAGAAACAAUGGCAGCAUUCCUCUCCAUGUGUUAACCUGAAGCCUAAACGGGGACAGAAGGUUUAUCAACCUUCAUGCUAAAUCCUGUAGCACAGAAAUGUUGAGGGUAUCUCUCAGUCCACGUGUAAGUGCUUCCAGGUGCUGCCUGGAAGAUGUUCAUUGAGCUGUAAUACUGCUGAUUGAAAUGCAAAAGCUUCCAUUUCUGAUAUCCCCAGAAAAGAAUGGAGCUAUGUUCAGGCAUCCUAGACAAGAACAGUAACAGUCUAGGUUUCCAUAACAGCUGGAAGGUGACAUGUGAGUGAGAGCUUUCAGACUCUGACUUUCUAUCUCAUUUUAUCUCAAGCAGUUUGAGUCAAACUGCAAACAUAUUGGAAGAGAGUACAAAAGGAGUGUUUUGCAAAUAGGUAACAUGUUUUUAAGCUCAUGUUUUUAAGCUAUGCAAACUGCACGUGUCUGCCCUGAAUAAAGUGUAUCAAUGCACAAAGAAACAUAUUUUUAUUUCCUUCAUUGUGUUAUGAUUUGUUAAUGCCUUCUUUUCCUCAUGCUGCAGCACAGCUGGUCUGCAAAAAACCCAGUCAGAAAGCGCCCAGCAGCAAUACCCUCAUUAAGCCAUCACCUGACAGUCUUACAGAAAUGUACAGGAGGACUUGCCCCUGUCAGCAUCUUAGAGGGGGGUUUGAAUUUGCAGAUCUUUGCCAUAAUUUCCAUUGAUUUGAUUGGAAAGGUCUGAAUAAGAACUCCAAACACAGUCCCUGGAAAGUGUGAACUCCAGCACACCCUUCAGGCAGCUCACAGCUGCUUAUUCACCAGGUGCUUUGGAAGGAUGUUUUGGAAAAACAAUCUGGCUGCAUUACUUGAGAUAGAAGCCAUAGUGGGUUUGCUAUCUUUACAGCUGCUAAUUUUUAACUUAUUUUUUUUAAUUAGCUAUCACUCUUGGAGAUGAUUAUGCUUUAGACACAUGGAAGAGGAUCCACCUCUGUUAACUGUGGCCACCUGAACAGCAGUCACAACUAAGGCAGUUGUCUAAGUUUCUUCUGCUGGUGAGCAGAGUACAUUUCCAGAGGUAAUCAAUGGCAAGUAUUAAACCAAUAUGGGUAAAUCACUAUCUAGAAAUGCUUGCUUUCUCUACUGAUUAAAGAGGGUUUCUUGAUAAUUAAUUUAGAUGUCAUGUAUCAAUUUUAAACUGGAGUUAAGUGGAAGGAAAAUAAUCCCAAAGGGUAGCCAGGCUAAAAUCCCUUCCAGGAGCCCAACCCCAGUGCCCAGCUCUUCCAAGAUUCCCCCAAGAUCUGGCUUUAGGCACAGAGAUGACAGCCAAGAACAAACUUGCUACCAUCUGCAGUUUCCUCAAAUGAGUUAAAUCCAACAGCACACUUUUCCAAGACAGCUUCUUUGUUCACAGACUGAGAGACCCCAUUGUGUAGGAUGCUGUGUUAAAAGAUGAUCUAGUCCCGAAGGAAUAAGAAUUUAAAUUUUCAGAAGUCUCUCUAUAAUAUUUUGAAGAUGUUAACUCUAAUAUUAAUAAUAAAUCUUCUAUAUCUUUCUGCUGAGUAGGCUGGAAGGCUGCAGCAGAAUUUUCACUACACAGAACAGACACAGGUGCCAGGAUUGUUUGCAAGGUUCUUCUUAGCUUGAACCUAAGUUACAGACAGACCAGCCUGAGGACUGAAUGCAUUACUCAGUUUCUAAGUAGCUGCACAAUGACCUUUCUUAGAGUCCAUCACCUUUGGUAAUACUAUUGUGAUAUUUAUUUACACCAAUGGUAAUUUUGUGUUACAAACUGAGAAAAAGGUGAAAGUAAUUGACUUUUUGAAAAUUUGCAUAUUAUAAAAAUACUAAAUAUAUUUUAAAAUAUCUAAUCUAUUUUGUGCAAUUACUCAAAAGAUUGCUCUGCAUUUAUUAGUCCCUCAGUCUUACAGACUGAUAACAAAUAAUUUAAUAAUGUUGCUUACAUUUUUAUAGGGAUAAAUGAGCCAUAAAGGAUUACAUCCCUCAGUAUUAUAUUUUCAUGGUAUUUUUUAUUCACCUGUUAUUAUGCUAUUAGGUGAAAACUGAGGUUUUUUACAGUCUCUUUUUUAUCACUUACUGUAAUAAUAAUUACACAAAAAAUUUAAGUGCAGCUCCAAAAGAAAAUCAACUGGUGCUUUGAUGUAUCAGGAGUUCAAGAUGGACAACAUCAGACAUUUAUACCUGAGUACAAGCCCUAGGGAGGCUGCUUGGGAGAUGGAUCACCCUUUAUACAUCUAGUUUGGGAUUACUGAACAAACCAAAAGUGGUCAAAAGCUAUAGCCAAAUCAAAAUGUUGGAUGCAAACAUGUCCUGUAGAGACAACAGGUAAUUGCAUUAGAGUCAUCUUCUUUUGCUUUUCCUCUUAUUGGCACACACUUUGCCUGCUUAGAAAUCAAGAGCCAAGCAGUAAACAGAGUUUAAUAAUCAAAAUACUUCAAGUGGGCAGACUCAUAGAAUUCAUUAUGUCAAUUAAAAAGUAAGCCUUGCAGUAAAUUUCACAUUGGACAGGUUGCCUUGUAAACCCUUGUCUUACCUAGUUUGUGUAUGUGUCAUACUUAACAAAAACUGAUCAUCUGUGGUGCCAAGAGCUGCCUUCACUUACAAUCAGUCAACAGACCACAGAGCCUGGAAGAUCACUUGGUCUGAUGCUCCCUGAGCCCAUGCAGUCCAGCUGAUGGAUCCUUGGCUGCCACAGCAAGCUCCUGGACAGUGGCAAGAGGCACUUCUUCAGGGCAGUUUGCUGCUGAUUCCUUGGCUUGCAGAAGCAAAGGAAACAUGAAUUUCCUGGUGCAGCAACCCGCGGUCAGUCUGUGGUGUCUGCACACAUUCGCCCACGCACCAGCCCAGGAGCAGAGCCCGGUGCUGACGCUAAGGAAAUAACUUUGAGUUGUGUGGUUUGGGCCAGCUCCUGCUGCUGGAACAACCUUCUGUGUGCAGCCCGUGACAAAACUCUUAAGAUUCUCUAGUGCCAAGAACAACUCUUAAAUCAGCAACGAGAGGAAAGGGUGAAACAAAAUAGGUCUUGCCGCUGGAAAAGAACUUGAUAAGCAAAAUAAGAACAAUGAGACCAUAAUUUGCUAAUUGCAAGGAGAUGUCCGUCUUUUCUAUAAAAUAUACAAUUUUGGCAGUUUCUUUCAAGAUUAGAUGUAACAUGAUGCUCAGACUUGGCAGACAGUGGUGAUUUCAUUUUGAGGACUUUCCAAGGUUUCUGAAUUUGCUUUCAGUCAGACCCACCAUUUCCUGUGCUCUCUGGAACAGAGCUGGGAUGCUCACACAGGCAGUGAUGAGGGAGGUCCCCAGGCCAAGCUGCCCAUGGCAAGGUGCUGGGCUCUGCUUCCUUGUCACCCAUCAUAAGAAACAGCCUUUUCCUCUGGGCUAUCUUACUUUCAAUAUGUGGGCAAAUUUUGAUGAAAAAUUGUUUUCCUGGAUUUUUACUGCUAGAUCUUGUGAACACGUCUACAACAAUUACAUGCCAGCAAAAACUGUAGACUCAGCAAAAUGAGGAAAAUCAAUAUUUGAUUUUUAACAGGGAGAAAGAAUAUAGAGGCAAAUGGGAAGAGGAGAAUUUAAUUUCAGUUCCCAAGUACCUCCAUCCAUUUCUUUCUAUGGCACUGGAGGACUGCAGAACAACCCAGCUGGGCUACUACAAUAACAGAAGCCUCAGGUUUAUUUUGCAAGUACUGGUUCCUGAUGACAUGCCUGACAGGGAAAGGCUUUUUUACAUUUUCAUAUUUGCUUCCUAAAGUGGUAGCAGUGAAAAUGAGAAUGAGGAUGUGUCAUUAAAUAAAUGACUGUCUACCUCAGCAGCAAAAUUGAACUAGGUACAUAAAACAAACAAUUGACAAUCUCUGAUUGGAGUUCAAAAUUAGGCCACUUCAUUUAUCAGCAAAUGUUGCUGUGUUUAGUAGCAAUUAAUUACAGAAAGGGUUUUGAAGUUUGUGAUGUAAUUUUUUAAAAAACCUAAGCCUUUAUUCUCAGACCUAGGCCUCUGUAACAGUGUCAGAUUUCAUGUGGUUCAUGUUGAUGUUGUGUUGAUUUAAGUAAAGUUACAGCUAUUGGCAGAAACAGCUUACAUAAGAAUGUCCAUUUUCAAACACCCCUCAUUUUUACUUUGAAUUAGAAACUGUUAAAGUGAAAAGCAUGAAAACAUGAAUCAAAUGGCAAGAAGUCUAAAAAAAAGGAGAUGCAGAAGUACAUAAACAUGAUGUACUAUCUGAAAGACUACAGAUCAUAAAGUGACCUCAUGACUUUGAGAAACUUGGUGAUUUUUGAGUACACUGGAUUUAAAGACAACAUGCCAAGGUAGAGAAAUGUCUGCCUAACAUUAACAGUAAAACAUGCUAUCCCCCACACUGGGUUUCAGGGACCAGACACUGAGGUCCAGCUUGUGAAAAUGUUCUAGUCCCAAAUUAAUAGGUAUGUUUUGUCUCCAUUCUUUAUUGGUUUUAGGACCUCUAAUGGCAGAAAAAAAGGCAUUUGUAGAGAAGGUCAUCUGGAAAGCUCUUAACAUGAAAGCAAGUAUGGCCAGUAUGGCCAUGAACUCCAGCCAGUAAGAAAUAAAUGUGAAAAUGCCAUUUAAUUAAAAUUCUGGAUUUUCUCCAGGA